Molecule: messenger RNA, 2538 nt
Organism: Hevea brasiliensis (rubber tree)
Lineage: Eukaryota; Viridiplantae; Streptophyta; Magnoliopsida; Malpighiales; Euphorbiaceae
Product: pumilio homolog 23
Exons: 10
Coding region: 175-2430 (751 amino acids)
Biological process (GO): endonucleolytic cleavage in ITS1 to separate SSU-rRNA from 5.8S rRNA and LSU-rRNA from tricistronic rRNA transcript (SSU-rRNA, 5.8S rRNA, LSU-rRNA); ribosomal small subunit export from nucleus; endonucleolytic cleavage in 5'-ETS of tricistronic rRNA transcript (SSU-rRNA, 5.8S rRNA, LSU-rRNA)
Cellular component (GO): nucleolus; preribosome, small subunit precursor; 90S preribosome
Molecular function (GO): RNA binding
Source: RefSeq, a predicted model, not a curated record
AUCGAAUUUAAUAAGUAUUAAUUGUUUUUCCUCAAUUCUAAUUUGUGUUGGGAUAUUGAGUGAUUCAUUUGAGCUGAGCUAUUAGCUUUUGCAUAAGUUUCUCCAUAUCUAAUAUAUUUUCACUCUUUCAUUUUUCUGGGUUUGUGAUAGGGAACUGUUGUUGCUGGGUAGCGUAUGGUUUCUGUUGGUUCGCAAGCUUUAGUUUCGAGAAGGACCAGAAGUUGCAAUUUGGUGGAAGAUAGCUCAAUGGGUGAGGAGGAUAAAUCAUAUAAGCAAAGUAAAAGGAAAAAGGGUAUGGGCAGGAAGGCCAAGAAAGAAAGGUUUGGUUUUGAUGGGGAUAAUUCUAGCAAAAAUGUUUCUGGAACUGGAUGGGUGGGUGCUGGAAUUAUCGGUCAUAAAAAGUCCUCCAAGCAUAAAAAUACAUCAGACCUCCAACCAUUGGUUAUCAGGAAACAGGUUGAUCCUGAAACGGUAAAAUACUUUUCAGAGAUUGCAAAUCUUUUUGAAAGUAGUGGGAUUGACUUGGAGGAGCGAUCAGUUAUUUGUGCUAAUGCCCUUGAAGAAGCUCAAGGGAAAGAAUUUGAAUUGGCAACUGAUUAUAUUAUAAGCCAUACUUUGCAAACUCUCCUUGAGGGCUGCAAUGUGGACCACCUUUGUAGUUUCCUUCGGGGCUGUGCGAAGAUCUUCCCUUUAAUUGCAAUGGAUAGAUCUGGUUCUCAUGUUGCUGAGACAGCACUCAAGUCUUUAGCUACGCAUCUUCAGGAUAAUGAGGCUUAUUCUAUUAUUGAAGAGACUCUAACUAUGAUAUGCAAGGUGAUUGUUUCCAAUCCUGUUGAUAUGAUGUGUAACUGUUAUGGAUCUCAUGUUCUUCGAAGUCUUCUUUGUCUUUGUGGGGGAGUGCCAUUAGAUUCCCCAGAGUUUCAUGGAGCAAAGCCAUCAACAAUUUUGGCAGAGCGACUUAACCUCAAGGAAACUCGGGAGGGUGGGAACAACUCAGUUAAACAUCAGCUGGGAUUUCCCAGUUUAUUGAAGUUUCUUGUGUCAGAAAUGUUGAAAUGCACCCAUGAAGACAUUAAAACCCUGCAAGUUGAUCAAUAUAGCAGUUUGGUUUUGCAGACGGCUUUGAAGUUAUUAGCUGGGCAAAGUCAAGAGUUAAUGCAAAUAAUUGCUAUUUUGCUUGGAUGCAAAGAAGAAAAUUUAACAGAAGAGAACUUCAUAAAUACGACAGCAGUUGUUGAAGUUGUAGAAUUGAUGAAAGAAACUGCAUACAGCCACUUAAUGGAGGUGAUCUUGGGAGUUGCUCCUGAAAGCUUGUAUAACAAAAUGUUCACUAAAGUUUUCAGGAAAUCAUUAUUUGAGCUUUCAUCCCAUCACUGUGGCAACUUUGUUAUUCAAGCAUUAGUUUCUCAUGCAAGAAAUCAAGAACAAAUGGAGAUGAUUUGGGAGGCACUUGGUCCAAAAUUUAAAGAUCUUCUUGAAAUGGGGAGGUCAGGAGUUAUUGCAUCUCUUAUUGCUGCAUGCCAAAGGCUUCAUAUCCAUGAAAAUAAGUGCUGUCAGGCCCUUACUGCAGCUGUUUGUUUACCAAAUGAGUCUCCAAGAUGCAUUGUUCCUCGGAUACUAUUUCUUGAAAGUUACUUUGCCUUUGAGGACAAGUCUAAUUGGAAGUGGCCGAGUGAUUUUAAGAUGCAUGUCAUGGGUUCUCUGAUUCUUCAAGCAAUUUUCAGAUUUCAAAGUGAGCUCAUUCAGCCUUUCAUUAACAGUCUUACAUCCAUGGAAAUUGACCAUGUCCUUCAAACCGCAAAAGAUGCUGGGGGGGCACGUGUUAUUGAAGCUUUUCUUAGUUCCAAUGCUUCUGGCAAACAGAAGCAUAGAUUAAUUAUGAAGUUACGAGGACAUUUUGGAGAGCUUGCAAUGCAUUCAUCUGGUUCAUUCACCAUUGAGAAGUGCUUCACUGCCAGUAGUGUCUCACUAAGAGAGGCCAUAGCAUCAGACUUGUUAGCAGUGCAACCUGAACUAUCCAAGACAAAGCAAGGUCCCUAUCUCUUAAGGAAACUAGAUAUUGACAGAUUUGCUAACCGGCCUGAUCAAUGGAAGGCCAUGCAAGCAUCAAAACAAUCAACGUACAAAGAAUUUUAUGCUGCAUUUGGAUCUAAUGAAAACAAGCGAUCAAGAAGUGACUCAUUUCUUGCUGAUACUUCCAAGAAUACAUCACAACCAAAAGGAAUAAAGAAAAUGAGGAAAGAGAUUGAUUAUCAUCUGACAUCUGAGAAAAACAGAAAGGGUCGUGCUGUUUCUGAGACUGUUGGAACAUCAAAGAAAGUUGUGGAAAGCACACACCAGAUACCGUUCCUAUCUACUGAUAUGAAGGGGAAGAAGCGACACAGAAAGCAUAAACCUACAAAAGUUUCAAAAAAGAAGUUAAAAGUAUGAUGAUGCAUUGUAUCAUUUUUACUGUUAGCUUUGUAAUGCCUUACUUGAGCUUUGCAGAGCAUGCAUUUCAGGAAUGGCAAUUUGGUCACAUAGAUUAUCAUCACAGCA